CGACGAUACGAGCAAAGUUUUUCAAGCUUUGCAAGGGGACGAAGACGGUGCGCUUUCGUUUGAUUAUUAUUUCUGCCACAUCGCGUGCCUAUGUGUGUGUGGAUGUGUGUAUGUAUGUUCAAUAACAAAUCGAAAAAGUAAACAUCUAACAAUUAUAGGCGUGUGUGGUCUUGUGCGGUUCUGUGAAUUAAGACUUGUCGAGUAGAAGGUUGUGAGGAUUAGAACACGAAACUAAUGCCUUCGUGUUCAAAUAGCAAUUAAGAAUAACAGCACGACAAUCUCAUACGGUGUGUCUUGAACAAAACACUCGAAGAGGGCCAUCGUCACGACCCUUAGCUAGCCAAAUUUAAAUGUGAACAGCUGUGAGCGAAUUGAGCAAUAUCCGAUACACGACGUAUCCUAUAUUUCACGUUUCUGAUUGUGAUAGGCAUUGCCUCGUGGAUUGUGUGAGAAUUAUUUCUGUGGAUCGAACAAUUUAAACACCUGAUUCUAUUGAAAACCAACGAAGUCAACGUACAGGUAACAUUCCUUGCAAGUAACUAUCAGAAUGGAGGGUUUCGAAUCUGGAAGCAUCGUCAAUAUAAUGCGCAGCGAUGGGCGGGUUCAUUCAGCGAUGGUUUCCCGAGUGCAUGAGAGCACUCGUUCCGUCACUGUUGAAUGGUACGAGCGCGGCGAAACCAAGGGCAAAGAAAUCGAUUUCGAGACGUUGCUGGAACUAAACCAGACCAUGCACUCAACCCAGUCAGAUGUAUCUGCAGCACCAUCAGCAGCACCAAUUGAUGGCAAGAAGGUAAUGCCAAAAGAGCAGCCUACGCCCGGUCCGGUAGCACGUCAAUCAAGUUCAUUUGAAGAAGAAGAGGAUAUACAGCCCGAGCAAACGAACUCUACGCAAGCUGUGAUCCGUUUUCAGAACCUAAAGGCUAGCAUGGCAUCGAACAACGUGCAGCAGCAUAACACAAACCGAGCAACGAUUAGUCACAUCAGCAGUCGAGCGGACGUACAAGGAGUAGGUCCUGUCGCUAGCCGCAACGAUAUUCAUCGAAAUGAUCGACUGACGAUUGUACAUGGUAAAAAAGAAACAGAACCGCCUAUUGAGAGUAAGACACAAUCAAAGGUAGGCGUAAAGACUAACGCACGUGUCAUGCAGGUGGCGGUGCAACAACAGCAACAGGCUCCUGCGCAAAAUAAUGUUGCCUUGAAUACGACUGUUGCCGGAUCAAUUCCUAGACGAUCAUCGUGCGUAGUGACUGUCGGCUUGAUGGAGGAGAAUCGUAUCAAACAGCGUGACAAAUUCAAGGUGUUGCGUGAGAAGAAAAAUGCUUUGAUGAACCAGGACGGUGGUAAUCCUAAUUGGGAAUUUGCGAACAUGAUUCGCGAGUACCAAAACACGCUUGACUUUCGACCUCUAACGGACGGACAACCGGUAGAGAAUCAUCAGAUUACGGUGUGCGUCCGAAAGCGUCCGCUAAGUCAGAAGGAGCUGGCGCGCAAAGAAAUCGACGUGAUUUGCGUGCCGAACCAAAACACAUUAAUUGUACACGAACCCAAAACAAAAGUCGAUUUGACUAAGUAUCUCGAUAAUCAGAAGUACCGAUUCGAUUACAUUUUUGAUGAAACAUGCGCCAACGAAAUGGUUUACAACUACACGGCCAAGCCUUUGGUGCAGUCCGUGUUUGAAGGGGGUAUGGCCACCUGUUUCGCUUAUGGUCAGACAGGUUCCGGAAAGACGCACACCAUGGGUGGAAAUUUCACUGGCAAGACGCAGGAUAGCAAGAGUGGCAUCUAUGCUCUGGCAGCGAAGGACGUUUUUGAAUAUUUGCACAGCCCACAGUAUAGUCACAAAAAUUUAGCAGUUUCGGCUAGCUUUUUCGAGAUUUACAGUGGGAAGGUUUUUGAUUUACUGUCGAACAAACGCAAAAUUCGUGUUCUGGAAGAUGGCAAACGGCAAGUUCAACUAAUCGGUUUAAUGGAAAAGGAAGUACAUUCGGUGGACGAUGUUCUCGCUGUUAUUAGCGCAGGGAACAGUGUACGAACGUCUGGCCAAACGGCGGCCAAUGCGAAUUCUUCCCGUUCGCAUGCCAUUUUCUCGCUGACGUUACGUGCCCGCGGUUCUACUAAGACCGACGGCAAGUUUUCUUUCAUCGAUCUGGCGGGCAACGAGCGGGGCGCAGACACCUCGUCCGAGGACCCGCGGACCCGCUCGGAGAGUUCCGACAUUAACAAAUCUCUGCUCGCUCUAAAGGAGUGUAUCCGGGCGCUAGGUCGUCAGAGUCACUUACCAUUCCGUGGUAGCACCCUAACGCUUGUACUGCGUGAUUCAUUUGUCGGUGAGAACACUAAAACAUGCAUGAUAGCGAUGAUCGCGCCUGGGAUGACUUCCUGCGAACAUACGCUAAAUACGCUUCGGUAUGCACACCGUGCCAAGGAACUUGUGGCACUCGAUCCGUCCAACUGUCCAGAGGGUGUCGAAUUAAGCGAGAACGACGAACAUAUGAAUGGUGGUGGUUUGACGAACCGGAAUGAUCUAGCACUAGUACGGGCGCUGAACGAACAUGAAAUGUCAGUGGAAAUGUAUAACCACCAUACGGCCAUAUCGGAGUUACAGCAAAAGGAAGAGGAGGUUGUGGACAGUCAUCAGCGGAUACACGAGUUGCUUGAGAAAUGCUUCAACGAAUCCAGGGAACUCCUAAAUCUAACUAAUACUGUAGACUAUGAUCAACAUGCUUAUGGAAAACGUGGGAAGGAACUUUUUACCUUGCUUGCGGAAAAUAUGGAAAUUAUAAUGAUGAAAAAUCUAAUGUCUGAAUUCGAGGCUAAGCUAAAACAGGAGGAAAUAGUGUCGAGGGCUAACAAAUCAAACCGUCACCAGAAAUAGUAACCCCUUCGAUGAAAGGAUUCUUAUUUUUUUUAUUUCUGUUUCUUUGUAUUACAUUUUUUAUUGUUUUAAUUUUGUAUGCUGCAUUUGCGUUGAUCGCACAUAAUUGAAUUUAUAUUUCAAAAAUAAAAUACAUGGAAAGUACUUAUUUUCUAAUUCGCAUUUUUAUUUUCAACUGUUAGAACCGACAGAGCCGUAUUCAGCAACUUUUGCAUUUAAUUUGAUGCACUUUCAGAGUUCGAACUGUAGCUUUCGGCACCUAUGUAAAGCGUCGAUAAAUCGGCAGAGCGUAGCCAGAUGAUUUGACCUGAACCGACAACACUUAUUUUCAUUUAGUCGAUCACACAAGCGGUGCUAUGCGAGGUCUGAUCAAAAUUUUUCGCGACAUUUGAAUUUCUGCGGGCUACGUAUAUCCGAUUUUCUCGAUGUUGCUACACAUGUCAGUGGCUUAUGGUGAAAAGUUCGACCAUUUUGAGUGAUCAGACAAUUUUUGAUAGCUGUUUAGCUUGGUCGUGCCUUGGUUCAUCGUUGCGUAUCGUCGUUCUUUCAUGCUCCCCUUCAAUUUCCGGAAAAAG
This is a messenger RNA of Anopheles cruzii, 3450 nucleotides long. It is a transcript of the gene Klp10A, whose product is annotated as kinesin-like protein KIF2A. The transcript has 11 exons. Gene Ontology annotation, biological process: microtubule-based movement. NCBI's taxonomy places the organism in Eukaryota, Metazoa, Arthropoda, Insecta, Diptera, Culicidae. The coding region runs from base 548 to 2875 and encodes 775 amino acids. Gene Ontology annotation, molecular function: microtubule binding; microtubule motor activity; ATP binding. The record is from RefSeq and is a predicted model, not a curated record.